This is a messenger RNA of Vigna angularis (adzuki bean), 758 nucleotides long. RefSeq lists its product as uncharacterized. Gene Ontology annotation, molecular function: 2 iron, 2 sulfur cluster binding; electron transfer activity. The transcript has 2 exons. Lineage: Eukaryota; Viridiplantae; Streptophyta; Magnoliopsida; Fabales; Fabaceae. Gene Ontology annotation, biological process: electron transport chain. The record is from RefSeq and is a predicted model, not a curated record. Gene Ontology annotation, cellular component: plastid. Bases 103 to 567 code for a protein of 154 amino acids.
AAACAUUCUUCAUAAACCCCAAAGACCCCUUCACCUUUUCUCUCGCCAACCACUUUGAUUUCUCCGCGUUCAUCAUUCACCAUCUUCUCCACUCUGCUAAUCAUGGCAACCUUGUCAAGUGUGAAGGUUUCCUCCCACUGCAUGUUUCAAAUUCCAAGCAAAAAUCAAUUCACUUUUGGCACCACAGUGAAGUGUCCUUCUCUUGGGUCUAUAAAGAGUGUUUCGAGAACUUUUGGCUUGAAGUCAUCCUCUUCAUUUAGAGUGACUGCCAUGGCUUCUUACAAGAUUAAGCUGAUCGGCCCAGAUGGAAAAGAGAACGAAUUUGAAGCCUCAGAUGAUACUUACAUCCUAGAUGCAGCAGAGGAUGCUGGAGUUGAACUUCCUUACUCGUGCCGUGCGGGAGCUUGCUCUACUUGUGCUGGGAAGAUUGUUUCUGGUUCAGUGGAUCAGUCUGAUGGCUCAUUCCUUGAUGACAACCAAAUGAAGGAAGGCUUUCUACUUACCUGUGUCUCCUAUCCAACUGCAGACUGUGUAAUUGAAACUCACAAGGAAGGAGAGCUCUACUGAAUAAAUCUGGCCUUAGAUUUGGGAACUGGGAAUUCAAGGUAGACUUUGCAACUAGUUUUCUUGUUCUGAUUUAGAAUCAACAUUUCUUCUGGGAUCAUUAGUGAUUUGGGAUAAUGAAUUUUUGUUUGUGCAAGCAAGCAACGUUAUAAAUAACUUUGUUUGGCAUUUUAAUGAGAUUGUUUUAUGUAUAA